Molecule: messenger RNA, 2859 nt
Organism: Didymodactylos carnosus
Lineage: Eukaryota; Metazoa; Rotifera; Eurotatoria; Philodinida; Philodinidae
Source: the annotation of a GenBank genome assembly
AUGCUAAGGCGAGUGCUAUUCUUUUGUGUUAUUUUUGGAUAUUCACAUAGUCAAAUAAAGGUUGCAGAUCAAUAUUUUUUAAAUCGAAAUAGUGAUUUUAAUUUGAACGUUGAUCCAUUUGAAUAUUUUAAACAGCUUGUACGAGAUACGCAAACACCUUAUCGUCAGUGUGAGACAAUUCCACCCUAUAAAGUACAGUUAGAUAAAACAUUUUUUAAUGUUGAUUUUCGUUAUUGGAAAAUAAAAUAUCCACCGCCACCGUUUAGAACACUUGAAGCGUUUGUUCAAUUUGAUACUUAUCGUCAAAGUACAUUUUUCAGUCAUUCAUUACAAGGAUUUAGUCAAGAGAAAGUUCCAGGUCUCCUAUAUUUUUACCUUUCAUCCGCAUCUCAACUUCAUUCAUUACGUCAAUUAGGUUUAUUGACAGGUAUUGAUGCUGUACAAAGUGUUCGAUAUGCGUUUGAAAGUAAUGAAGUAGUUCGAGUACCAUGGUAUAGAAGUGGACCAUUUAUUAAUUUAGAAAGACCGUUUAGCAUCUAUACAAAUUUCUCAUCGUAUGAUCCACAGACUAUAACAAUCACUGAUUUAGGCGUUGGUCCGCCCGUUUUUAAUGAUUAUACAACAAGAUUUUUCCAGCAUUUUAAUCGAGAAUUCAAUGUACCACCAAGAUUAUUUAAAACAUACGAUGAAUAUUUUCAAGCGUUACUUCAGACAUGGCAAACACGUUUACGUCCUGAUCAAGAUGAGAUGCGAGAAUGGGGAAUGAAACAGUUUGAUAAUUUGUUACAAUAUGGCGAAGGCUAUUUUCCAUUACCCUAUCUUUCUGUACCUAUUCCACCCAGAACAACAUUUAACCCGUUUAAUCUCGUAUUUCCAUAUGCCAAUCUCAUCUAUGAAUAUCAUAAAGAUCCAAAUUAUUAUCGCUUCACAAAAGUGUGGUGGCUAAAUGAAACAGAAGCUGAACAUAAUCAGAAUAGUCUUUUGUAUGUUGUUUUACCAGAUCACAUAACGCGUGAAGUGGUAUUACCCAAUAUUGAUCAAACACAAUGGACUGGUCCCUAUCGCUUUUGUCCAAAUCCAAAUAAUUGGCUUGUGGCAUCAAUUGAACCAAUAUGGGCUGUGAAUCACUUCCAAUACAAAAAUGAUUGGUUUAAAAGCAACAAACGUUAUAGAUAUGCUGGUGUCACAAAUGUGGAAUUGGCGUACGCACAAUUGAAUGUUGAUCAAUGUCCGGGUGAAAGGAGUAGAAAUUUGUUUGCUGGUACAGCAGCGUGCGAUCAAAAUGCCAAUUGCAACCCAGUUGGCGGUAUUCAGUUUAAGAGUGGUGGUUACGAAUGCACUUGCCGCAAUAAUUUUCGUUAUCCAUCAAAUAUUCGCUCUCCGUUUCGUCCAGCAUUCGAUCGAUAUCCUGUUUCUCCAGUGUGUCAACCAAUUAGUCUUUUAACGCCGUAUCCAUCGUGGCAAACAAAUGGGGAACAAAUUCGGCUAACACCACUUCAUAAUAUUGUUCGCCGAUCAGUGAGACCAAAUUUAUUUGAAAAAUUACGAGCGAUUGUGUUUAAUCGAACGUCGGUUACUUGUCCACCAUGGAGUCACAUCGGUUUGUUUUACAAUAUUGAUACCGACUAUGACGAUCGUUUUAUUUCCGAUUUAUCACGUCAUCUAGACAUUGUAUAUAAACCAUUUACAUUGCAAGCUGUCCGCAUCGCUCAUCUCCUAUCGAGCUACUUACAGCUUUAUCGUCCCAAUUGGGAUCCAGUUAAUGACGGAUUUGAAGAUCGUCGUCCUGAUCCGCCGUUGUUUGAACAUGUACUGGAAAGUGAAAUAUCGAGCACCGGUCUCGCUUAUAGUCAAUUAUUAGAAGUAGGCAUUUAUUUCAAUGGUAGUGAAUAUGAAAGACAGAAUCCGUACCAACAAUUUGGUUAUCCAUCUACUGGUGGUGGUGGUGGUGGUUAUAAUCCACGAUAUGGAUUCAAUAUUAAUGAUAAUAGUGGAACGGAUGAGAGAGAAAAUGAACGACAUCAUGAAAAUUUUCAUUUUCAACGUACUAAUUUUGGUUAUAACACAAAACCAUUUCAGGAAAUGAGUUAUGCUAUUACAUUUCUACGAUUGAGUAAUGGAAAAUAUAUCAUAAACAGAACAUUAGACGGAAGUCAUUUGGCUCUUGGAACUUGGUAUGAUAAAGCAAUGUUAAACGGUCGUGUUGAUACAUCAUUGUACAGUGUCUCAAUGGCCAUGCGACGUGACUCAUUGGGUACACAACUCCUUCGCUUACCACAAGUACAAUACAUAUCACCAACUGCUGGAAUUUGGUUCGGACCCUAUCAUGAUUGUUCAUUGAAAAGUACAGAAGCAUCAAUGCUACGAAUGAGAUAUUCUGUUCCAAUAGUUAAAGAAGUUAAUCGAUUACCAAUUGGUUUUGUAUCCGUUGUUAUUGGUUCUGAUCUUCGAUGGUACAAGAUCAAUCCAUGUGAUGAAUCAAUUGGUCUUAAUGCUUACAAUCCAUUUCAAAGUAUUCACAAAUGUAAUCGAGAAACAACACGUUGUAUCUAUCAGGAUAUACCAGAACAAGAGUCAGGCUACGAUUUAGCUAGUUAUAAAUGUGUGUGUAAACAAGGUUAUGAAUAUCCAUUUUUAUCCUAUGAAAAUAAUUAUUUUGAAGGUGCCAUGAUUGAAAGAGAAUUUGAAAAAAUGAUGAAAGGUGAGAUAAAUUCGUAUGAAAAUAUGAAAUGUCGACAAAUUAAUGAUAGAUGGGAUACAAAAUACGGUUUUGUGAUGAAUAAUGCAAUUGAAAACAGACAACAAUUGAUACAUACAACUUUAAUCAUAAUGCUCAUUAUUCAAUAUUGUAUUUUGUAA